Messenger RNA from Marchantia polymorpha subsp. ruderalis, 2662 nucleotides. NCBI's taxonomy places the organism in Eukaryota, Viridiplantae, Streptophyta, Marchantiopsida, Marchantiales, Marchantiaceae. The record is from the annotation of a GenBank genome assembly.
GUGGCAGAUCCGGAGUUGGAGGGGCAGUGUUCCAAGUUUGUGCUACUUUUGGGCUGGUGGCAAGGUUAUGUUUGCUGCCUGUGCAGGAAUGCGAAGUAGUGCUUCCGUGUUCCAACUUGGAACACAGAAGUAGCACACAGUUGCAACUUCCAAGUGUGUGCUACUUCUCGGCUGGUGGCAGGGUUAUGUUUGCUGCCUGCCUGUGAAGUAGUGAGAAGUAGUAUCUUUGUGUUCCAAGUCUGUGCUACUUCUCGGCUGGUGGCAAUGUUAUGUUUGCUGCCUGUGCAGGAGUGCAAAGUAGUACUUCUGUGUUCCAAGUUUGUGCUACUUCUCGGCUGGUGGCAUGGUUAUGUUUGCUGCCUGCGCAGUAGAGCGAAUUAGUACUUUUGCGUUCCAAGUUUGUGGUACUUCUCGGCUGGUGGCAGGGUUAUGUUUGCUGCCUGCGCAGUAGAGCGAAUUAGUACUUUUGCGUUCCAAGUUUGUGGUACUUCUCGGCUGGUGGCAGGGUUAUGUUUGCUGCCUGCGCAGUAGUGCGAAGUAGUACUUUUGUGUUCCAAGUUUUGCUUCUUCUCGGCUGGUCGCAAGGUUAUGUUUGCUGCCUGUGAAGUAGUGCGAAGUAGUACUUUUUUGUUCCAAGUUUGUGCUACUUCUCGGCUGGUGGCAGGGUUAUGUUUGCUGCCUGCCUGUGAAGUAGUGAGAAGUAGUAUCUUUGUGUUCCAAGUCUGUGCUACUUCUCGGCUGGUGGCAAUGUUAUGUUUGCUGCCUGUGCAGUAGUGCGAAGUAGUUCUUCUGCCUCUGCUGCUUCUGCUGCUAGGGGAGAGUUGUGAGAAUGAGUGCAACACCGGUUGAUGGACAGAAUCCGUCUAUCGUCAUGAACGAAGAAAGUCUGAGUGAUAAAAAAUCAAGGUGAGUGACCUCAUCCUCUGCAAGUUUCUUCGCGAUACCCUUCAACCCGUGAAUAUGAUCAAGCGUACCAAGAAGGCCGGAAUCGUUGGCAAAUACGGUACUAGGUAUGGUGCGAGUUUGAGGAAGCAGAUAAAGAAGAUGGAGGUCUGUCAGCACUCCCAAGUAUUUCUACGAGUUUUGCGGCAAGCUUGCUGUGAAGAGAAAGGCUGUCGGUAUCUGGAACUGUAAGGAUUGUGGAAAGGUGAAGGCUGGAGGAGCUUACACUUUGAAUACGGCCUCUGCUGUUACGAUACGCAGUACUAUCAGGAGGCUGAGGGAGCAAACCGAGAACAAGUUGAUUUCUUUAAAUGAUGGACAGCAAAGGAUAAUACCUGAUGUCCUACAUGUUCAUCCUGGGAGAGGAGGAACAUGUAUUCAUGGUAUUCAACGACAGUUUUCUAUUCCGGAAGAAUCGUACUUUGAUCGAUUCAGUUGUCGCUAUGUUGACACAUUCCGGUCUUUCUCUUUCUUUUGCCGAAGCCAUCCAUACUGCUGUUUACUUGCAGAAUAGAUCUCCAUCGAAGGCUCUACCCGACGACAGAAGCCGGAUCUGCGCCACUUAAAAGAUUUUGGAUGUACUGCCUUUGCACAUAUUGAAAAAGGCCAUCGGGGUAAGAUUGACCCCAAGAGUGUAGAAUGUGUUUUCCUUGGUUAUUCUCCUACAGCCAAAGGAUAUCGGUACAGCGAAAAGACACUAAGAUUAUUGAGAGGAGAUCUGUCAAAUUUAUGCCUCUUGCGGUUCACCAUCAUCAGACAUCAGUUGUUCCGCCUGCUGAGCAAGAAGGUUUUACUCCCUUUCGCCCUUUACCAUAAGCUUCACCGACUGAUCCAGUUCGCAGUUCUCCAUCCGACGACAUUACCAGCAGGACGGUCACCAGCAGUGGGAGAAUUCAGUCCGGUUACACCACCUGGAGUGAUCAAUCACCUGGAGUGGUACCGCACCUUCCACUUCCUCCUUUCGUUGAUACGGUUCGCAACCUCGAGCACUUACUGGACUGGGUGAGCACUUACUAGGUGACACCCAGUAACUGGGUGACCUCACACUUCAAGACACUACAUCUGACGCCCCAGCUACAGAUACAACCAGAGGGCAGCUUCAUCCUCUUCCCGCACCAUCGAUCCUAUCUUUUGAAGGGGUAAAGAGUAAGGAAACGUGUAAGGGAAAGAGAAGAAGAAGACUCGAGGUUUAUUUUCGUAUGUAGAAACUCACAAAGAACCUACUACUUAUCAAGAAGCUUUACAGGAUGGUGACUCUAUGGAAUGGGAAGAAGCUAUGGAAGAUGAAUUUUCUUCUUUGAAGAAAAAUCAAACCUGGACAUUGACAUAGUUACCUGCGGGCAAGAACGUCGUUGGCUGUAAAUGGAUUUAUAAAAUCAAAUACAAGCCUGACGGUUCUGUUGAUUGGUACAAUGCCAGAUUAGUAACGAAAUGAUAUUCAGAGGUUUAUGAUGUUGACUUUUCAGAAACAUUUUCUCCUGGGCUGAAGAUGACAUCAAUUAGGGUGUUAAUGGCUCUAGCAGCUGAAAACAAUUUGGCGCUGCAUCAGAUGGACGUGAAAACUGCAUUUCUGAAUGGACUAUUGGAUGAAGAGUCUACAUGGCUCUUCUUGAAGGGUUGAAUAUCUCUUUUGAGAAAAACAUGGUAUGCAAACUGAAUAAGUCCAUUUAUGUACUGAAACUAUCCUCACGACGGUGGUAUCAAAGGAUUGACUCUUUCU